AUGUCGCUACGGACGAGACAUUCUACCGUCGCAUCGACUCCUGCACGAGGUACGCCGAGCAGAGCCGCCACGGCUGCAUCGACACAACGAGCACCUACGAACGAACUUCCACCUUACCAACCUCUGCAACAUCCGCUUAGCGCUGCCGGCCGCGACAGGCUGCGCCAACUAGGACAACCCCUCAAGUUUCAGCAAAACCAUCAACUGCUUGCCGAGGUCAUCGCAUGUCUGGGCGAAGCUGCCGCUGAGACAAAUGAAGCUUUGAGCAACAAAGAACAAGCUCUGGAACGUGCUCGUAACAAGGCUAGGAACAAUGACGACCCUGCGGCAAGUCAGCAACGAGUACAAGAGAUGGAGGCACAGUUUGAAGAGCUUCAGGCCAAGGUCGAUAGUAUGACGGCUCAGAUGGACAAGGAUGUCCGCAAGAUGAUCGAUGUCGACAACAACAUCGAAGACAUGCAACAUACACUUUCCGACCUGGUCAGAGACGUCUCGAAUGCUUCUACACAACGUACACAACGCACUCAACGAGGCGACGACGAGGAAGAAUACCCAGACUUUGACCCUACCGAUCCCACGAAUGCCACACAACGCCCACUCGCCGUCGCUGAAAUGUUCAAUGAUCGCGUUUCUCGUGCCAAAGAGCGGUAUGGUUUACAAACCUCGACCGCCCGCUACAGCAGGAACAAUCACUACGUCAACUUCAAGAGAAUCACCCACGAGUCCCGGAACAGUGACGACAACCCACCGCCACCCGCCCAUCUCUGGUUUAAAGAAGACCGUCCCGACGCCGGACAAACCGCCCUAGGCGCCGAAGAAAGCGACGACGACCUGCAAAUCGCAAANGAGACAAUCAGCACAAGAUGUCCCUUGACACUACGAGAAUUCCAAGAUCCAGUUACGAGCAGCAAAUGUCCUCAUUCGUUCGAACGCGAAGCCAUUACCUCGAUGAUCCAGAUGCCUAACAAUCAUGUGCGCUCAGAGGGUGCUGCUGCUGUUCAAUGUCCAGUGGGUGGAUGUCAGAAGUUGUUGACUUUGGCCGAUAUCUACAGCGAUACUAUGCUGAAACGCAAGAUUGCGAGACUACAAAAGGCUAUGAGAGAUGCUGAGGAGGAGAGUGAUGAGGAAGGAGCAAACAGACCGCAUAGCAUUGCCAGUGAUGACGAUGAUGACGCUAUUGAUGUCGAUGAGACGCCUGUGCAGAGGUUAAAGAAGGAGAGGUUGAGUGGCAGGACACCUGGCCCAUCUGCUGUGCCGGCUUCGAGUCAACGCAGAGGUAGAGCUGCUGUGUUGAGUAUAGACCACGAUGAUGAGGACGAAUGA
Molecule: messenger RNA, 1323 nt
Organism: Aureobasidium musti
Lineage: Eukaryota; Fungi; Ascomycota; Dothideomycetes; Dothideales; Saccotheciaceae
Source: the annotation of a GenBank genome assembly